AUGGCCUAUGGUGUUCCUGCGGUCUACAUUGAUGAUAACUUGGCAAUGACAGAGAGCACUUCUAUCUUUUAUGUCAAACAAUUUGCCAAGGCUAUAGUAGAAGUGUUUGGUGCACAAUACUUGAGAGCUCUCAAUGCUCAGGACACACAAAGGCUGUUGAAAAAGUGCAAUUCACUCAAAAAAGAAUAUUCAUCCCAACCGCCGCGGGCGACAGAGACGGCCGCGGAGGAGUUCGCGCCGCCGGGGAAGGAGCGGCGGAGGAUCAGGAUGAAGGAGGAGCCGCCGCACCCGCAUGCCCAUGGCGCUGCCGCCGCCGCCCCUCCUCCUAGGGCACGGCUGGGAGAUGAACAUGGAUCUACUUCUGUGUAUCGUGUUGGCGCACUGGAGAAGGCGAUCGCAGGGUUUGCACAGAGGGAAACUGAGGCCGUGGUCAAUCCAACUGUUGGGAGUUCCUUCGUUUCUCUUGACGAGGCAUAUGAAUUCUACAACAUUUAUUCUUGGGAAUCUGGUUUCGGAGUUAGGUAUGGAGCGGGUAGUAUGGAUUCUCAUGGUACUAAAUGCAUACAGCAAUUUGUUUGCGCGUGUGAGGGGAAACCAACCAAGGAAAGCAAUUCAUUUUGUCGGUGUGAAUGCACAGCGUCGAUUCUUUUGCUGAGAUCCAGAGAUGGCGGAUGGCGCGUGUGCGAGCAUCAAGUCGGGCAUAACCAUCCACUAUCUAAGAUGUGUGUGCAGAGGUCAUCUUGGCAGUCUCACAGUAGUAUUGACAAGAACACAAGGGAAUUGAUUCGCCAGCUUAGGGAAAAUAAUGUGCCACACAUUUCUGAUAUUGAAGCAACGAACUCGCUGUCUGAUGAUAUCCAGAAGACUGGGAAAACCUUUGCUAGGAUCAAAGCAAAGGAUGCAACAUUCGAUUAUACCGGUUUGCAGCUUGAUAGUAACUGUAGAAUAAGGCCACUACUCUGGACCAGUGGCAAGGGCCUUCAGUACCAAUACUUUGGCGAUGUGAUUAUCUUCGACACCACCUACAGAUCGGACAAGUAUGGAGCGCCGUUCGGCCUUUUUGUUGGAGUCAACAACAACUUUGAGACCAUAUUGCUUGGUGGGGUGCUAAUGAUAGACGAGAAAAUGGAGAGCUACAAAUGGGUGCUUAGUCAGUUCUUCCAACUAAUAGGCCAGGAACACCCUAAAACUAUACUGACUGAUCGCUGCGAGGCAAUUGAGGAAGCCAUAUUGGACGUACUGCCAUCCACCACACACAGAUGGUUCAAGUGGAAUGUUCUUCGCAGGGCAAAGGACUACCUUGGUUUUCAUUGAGUAGCUUCCGAGUGGGGCUUCACAAAAUUCUGAACGACAUGCUGACGAGUGAUGAGUUUGAGAGGGCGUGGGAGAUGCUGCUAGAGAAGCAUGGAUUGGUGAAUCACCCAUUUCUGAAGGAGAUCUAUGAGGUGCGGCACAAGUGGGUCAAGGCAUACUUCAGUGACACGAUCUGUGCUACACUGACCAGCACACAAAAGAGCGACUGCGCGAAACGCUUUCUGAAACAACAUCAUGUUCCACGGGAUUGCUCAAUGGAGCUUUUCGCCGAACAGUACGAGAAACUGUGGUCCGAUCAACAAUGGGACUAUGGGUUUCAGGAGCAGAGGACUACUGUGGAUGAGACUGUUCUGAGAACAAAUCUGCCAAUCGAGAAGCAUGCCAGCGAGGUGUACACAAGACCGGUGUACGAACAGUUUGUGCAAGCCAUACACGAAUCCGAACCUUACGUGGUGGACGCAGUCGUGCCUAACUCAAGGUACAUAGCGCGGCAUCCCAGCAGUGAAACUAGGGAGAAUGGUCUAGGGUGGAAUAUGAGGUGAAUGUUAGAGAAGAUGGCGAAGCGUUCAUGUGCGUGUGCAAGCAAUUCGAGCACACGGGGAUGCUCUGUUGUCAUGCUGUCAAGGUGAUGAUCCACCUGGGCGUGCGUGAAAUACCAAGGCUACACGUCAUGCCACGCUGGACAGCCAAGCCGCUCCAGUGCCAGAUACACUGCCGUGGUGAACCUCGGACGGAGACGUGCCAGCAAUGCAGGCACUCCAUGCUGCAUGACAAGUUCUUAUACCUAGCGCGGCUCGCCUGUGAGGACGAACGGCUCUACAAGGUCGUCGCGAGGGGCCCCGACAAACUUAACAGAGAAUUGGCCGCAGAAAAUGCCGUGCCCCGCCGCCGCAGCACCAAGCGUUGAUUACUUCUUACUCCCGGAUGUCUGAAAGGUGAAAGCCCGUCCGAGGCCUCUGCAAUGCUUAAGGCAUGGAAGGAAGGAAACCAAGAUAUGAACUGACUUGGUUCUUUCUGGUUUAUUGUUUUUGUGAGUGUGGGUAAACCUCUGAGCCUGACCUCGUAUGAAGUAGGCUAGACCAGUAUUUUGCGUGUCGGCCCGGCACCGUAGGCAAAAUAGCAACGAUCAUGCAAGUUCAAGCGUGGACUGUGAGAUUCAGCUUGGGUCUAGAAUUGUUUCAUGAUUCA
This is a messenger RNA of Hordeum vulgare subsp. vulgare (domesticated barley), 2502 nucleotides long. RefSeq names its product protein FAR1-RELATED SEQUENCE 7-like. Bases 1 to 1314 code for a protein of 437 amino acids. NCBI's taxonomy places the organism in Eukaryota, Viridiplantae, Streptophyta, Magnoliopsida, Poales, Poaceae. Gene Ontology annotation, biological process: regulation of DNA-templated transcription. The record is from RefSeq and is a predicted model, not a curated record. The transcript is spliced from 8 exons.